Exophiala viscosa is the source of this 3534-nucleotide messenger RNA. Its product is annotated as Ca2+-transporting ATPase. Gene Ontology annotation, cellular component: plasma membrane; endoplasmic reticulum; Golgi membrane. The transcript has 2 exons. Gene Ontology annotation, molecular function: ATP hydrolysis activity; ATP binding; P-type calcium transporter activity. NCBI's taxonomy places the organism in Eukaryota, Fungi, Ascomycota, Eurotiomycetes, Chaetothyriales, Herpotrichiellaceae. Gene Ontology annotation, biological process: calcium ion transmembrane transport; intracellular calcium ion homeostasis; manganese ion transport. The record is from RefSeq and is a predicted model, not a curated record. Bases 281 to 3415 code for a protein of 1044 amino acids.
GGGAAACACGCUGGCGACCUCGCUAGUAAUGACCUUCCAGGAGAACAACCGCAGCGCCAUUCAAUGCUGGUAUAACUCCUCCAUGCAAUAACUACCAUUAUCCUCUUCAUCCCCAUAUACCUACCUCUUCGUCCCCGAUCGUUGAGAGUCUUACUCCGACCAUAUCAUCCUUGCACACAUUGACAUCCUUUCGCUCACACCUCGAGUCCACGCAAUCGGCCAAAGUCAGGUUGGGUUUGGGUGAAUGAUGGAGGGUUUGUUCACAUAACACCAUGAAAUCAUGUCAAAACUACCGGUCCCUGCCCUACCUGUCUACAAUGCAGAGUCCGCAUCCAGUCGACCUCGAAGUCCAGCGCGUUUCGCUGGAACCUCAUCCUCGAUAACAUCCGUCUACUCCCUGCUAAGUCCUCAAGACACCGCAGAAAGACUACACACUUCCCUGGGUCAGGGCCUGUUACAAGGUGAAGCACACGCAAGGCUUGCAAAAGAUGGACCAAACGAACUGCCACAUGAAGAGGAGGAGCCUCUUUGGCUGAGAUUCUUGAAGCAGUUCAAAGAAACUCUCAUCCUCCUCCUACUCGGAUCCGCUGCCAUUUCGCUCUUCAUUGGCAACAAAGAUGACGCUAUCAGCAUCGCACUCGCCGUCACGAUCGUGGUCACCGUCGGCUUUGUGCAGGAAUACAGGUCAGAAAAGUCACUCGAGGCUUUGAACCGCCUCGUGCCUCAUUAUGCGCACGUGAGACGUACCGGACCUCGGCCGGCAGCACCUUCGCGGACAGCUUCGCGAGCUGAGGGCCUGGGUAUCGAGAUGGAGCCUUUGGCCAAUGGUGCGGCACCGAAAUCAUCCACACUGAUACCUGCCGGUCAGCUUGUGGUUGGCGACCUGGUCCUCUUUUCCACCGGUGAUCGCAUUCCUGCCGAUAUAAGAAUCACACACUCUUCCGACUUGACCAUCGAUGAGUCCAAUCUGACCGGUGAAAAUGAACCCGUCGAAAAGCAUGCAGCAGCUCUUGACAGACCUGUCCGUCCCUUCGGAGGUCGCGGCACGCCAGAGCCAUCUAAUGCUGCUGGGACUGUGGGAGCUGAUCUCCGCCUGAACGAACAACACAACAUCGCUUUUAUGGGUACGUUGGUCAGGUCAGGCUAUGGCGAAGGUCUUGUCAUUGCAACAGGAGGGUCAACCGAGUUUGGUACCAUUUCGUUGUCGCUGCAGGAAAUUGAAGCUCCCCGAACCCCGCUGCAACAUUCGAUGGAUCUUUUGGGCAAGCAACUCAGCUACAUGUCAUUCGUGGUCAUCGGGAUAAUUAUGCUCAUCGGUCUCAUUCAAGGGAAGAACCCGUUGGAUCUCUUCCAGAUUGGUGUAUCUUUAGCCGUGGCAGCUAUCCCUGAAGGUCUUCCAAUUAUUGUUACUGUGACCCUAGCACUUGGAGUACUACGCAUGGCCAAGCGAGGAGCAAUAGUGCGGAAACUGCCUAGCGUUGAGACGUUGGGGUCGGUCAAUGUUGUGUGCAGUGACAAGACGGGCACGUUGACUCUUAACCACAUGACCGUCACGAAACUGUGGCAUUUCGAUGCUCCUUCUCCUGUCUCGGUCGACACUGCGACGCAGCCCACUACCGCCAUACAGACAGUGCUGCGAAUCGGAAAUAUUGCGAACAAUGGACGACUAUCCCACAACAACUCCGGAACUCCAGCAACGGCUGCCUCUGCCGCGGUCCUCUCUUCUACCCGAGAUCUUGCUGCGACAGCCACCAAAAGCAGAUGGCUAGGGCAGCCCACCGACAUUGCCAUGCUGGAUUUAUUGGAUGCCUAUGGUGAGGACGAUAUUCGAGACAGGGUUGGCCAUCGAACAAGUGAGACACCGUUUAGUUCGGAGCGAAAAUGGAUGGGCGUUGUCAUCGGUAGUCCUUUGGGCGAGUUGACAAACGGUGCUGGUGUCGGAACCGAGACAGCGUUUAUCAAAGGAUCCCUUGAGCAGGUCCUGAGCCGAUCUGAUACGUAUCUGACCAAAGACGGGCGGGAGGUCGUUUUGGACGAAAACCGUCGACAGGAAGCAACUGCGGCCGCUCGAGCAAUGGCCGAAGAAGGCCUGAGAGUCAUUGCCUUUGCAAGUGGGAUCAUUAGGAACAAAAGGCAAAGCAGUAGGAGCUCAACGCCCGCCGGUGACAAGAAAUCUGCCGAGGUGGACGUCUUCACCAGUUUGUGUUUUGCUGGUUUGGUCGGCAUGAAUGAUCCGCCUCGGAAGGACGUACACAGGUCUAUUCGGAGACUAAUGAAUGGUGGUGUGAAAGUGAUCAUGAUCACUGGCGAUGCUGAGACGACUGCAGUGGCAAUCGGAAAGAAAUUGGGAAUGCCACUCAAUCUGACCUCAUCUACAGCGACAUCGGUCCUUCGAGGCGACCAACUUGAUCACAUGUCUGAGCAAGAACUGUCUGAAGCUAUUGGCAAGACGACCAUCUUUGCUCGGACUAGUCCGGACCACAAGCUGAAAAUCAUUCGAGCACUACAAGCGCGAGGUGAUGUGGUGGCCAUGACAGGCGACGGGGUCAACGAUGCUCCCGCGCUGAAGAAGGCUGACAUUGGUAUCGCAAUGGGCAUGCUGGGGACUGAUGUGGCCAAAGAGGCAGCUGAUAUGAUUUUGACCGACGAUGAUUUCUCGACGAUUCUCCGAGCUAUCGAACAGGGCAAGGGCAUCUUUUUCAACAUCCAGAACUUUAUCACCUUUCAACUAAGCACAAGUGUGGCAGCCUUGACGUUGGUCCUGUUGAGUACGAUGUUUGGUUUCAAGAAUCCUCUCAAUGCCAUGCAAAUCCUGUGGAUAAAUAUCCUGAUGGAUGGCCCGCCUGCUCAAUCUCUUGGAGUUGAACCGGUUGAUCCGAGAGUGAUGAACCAACCUCCUCGGCCUCGGAACGCCAAUGUGCUGACCAAACGUCUCAUCCGCCGUGUCCUUACACAAGCCCUCGUCAUCAUGGUGGGUACGAUUACAAUCUACAUCCGCGAGAUGGUGGACAUCGACGAUCCAAAUGGUUUGGAUCAUGCCGGUACGCCUCUUCGCACACGAGUCGUGACCAAACGCGACACAACCAUGACAUUUACCACUUUUGUGCUUUUCGACAUGUUCAACGCCCUCACCUGCCGCUCCGAAACCAAGUCUGUCCUUUUUGGGGAGAUCAAGCUUUUUGGCAAUAAAAUGUUCAACUACGCAGUGGCGGGCAGUCUGGCGGGGCAACUCUGCGUCAUCUACCUUCCUUUCUUGCAGCGAGUAUUUCAAACAGAAGGGUUGCGGUUGUGGGACCUUCUGGGCUUGGUAUUCAUAACCAGCACUGUUUUCUUUGUCGAUGAGGUGCGGAAGUGGAUGGAGAAAAGGCGAGCUUCUAGGCAUGUGCCGAGUGUUGGGUAUUCUGCCAGUGUAUAGACCUUGUAUUGAAUGGGCCAGUUCUAUUUCUAGGCUCGUAGGUCGGUGCUACGUCGAUGGGGCACUUUUGUACAAGUAUCAAAAUACAUCGAGAGGAAUGAAUAUAUUGGGAGUGUUUU